Molecule: messenger RNA, 2000 nt
Organism: Phragmites australis (common reed)
Lineage: Eukaryota; Viridiplantae; Streptophyta; Magnoliopsida; Poales; Poaceae
Product: cytochrome P450 90D2-like
Exons: 7
Coding region: 166-1662 (498 amino acids)
Biological process (GO): brassinosteroid homeostasis; sterol metabolic process; brassinosteroid biosynthetic process
Molecular function (GO): oxidoreductase activity, acting on paired donors, with incorporation or reduction of molecular oxygen, NAD(P)H as one donor, and incorporation of one atom of oxygen; heme binding; iron ion binding
Source: RefSeq, a predicted model, not a curated record
AGCGAUUUUUUUUCAAAAAAAAGAAGCACUUACUACAGCACUACAUAUACAGGAGUACAGGACGUGCCUCACGCUGGUGGUCACAAACUCAACCAUCUCUCCUCUCAAAUCGACACAGCCAGACGCCGCCGAUCGAUCGGAUCCACGUCAAGCACCUAGCACGCGAUGGGGCCGAGCGCCGGUUCUUGGUCGGCGUGUGUCGCCUCUGCCGCGGCGGCGCUGCUCGUCGCCGCCGUCAUCGUUCGGCUCCUCUCCGCCGUGAGGUCAUCAGGAGAUAGGCGGCGGGCAACGGCGAGCGGUACGGCCGAAGCACGGUUCCCUGCCGGCUCGCUGGGGUGGCCGCUCCUCGGCGAGACGCCGGCGUUCAUCUUCGCAGCGUACUCCCCCCGCCCGGAGUCGUUCGUCGAGAAGCGCCGCCUCCUGUAUGGGAAGGUGUUCAAGUCACACCUGUGGGGGUCACCGGCGGUGGUGAGCUCGGACCCGGAGGUGAGCCGCGCUGUGCUGCAGGCCGACGCGUCGGCGUUCGUGCCGUGGUACCCGCGGUCUCUGAUGGAGCUAAUGGGGGAGUCUUCCAUCCUGGUGCUCGGCGGCGGCCUCCAGCGCCGGGUGCACGGCCUCGCGGGGGCCUUCUUCAAGUCGCCGCAGCUCAAGGCGCAGGUCACCGCUGACAUGCAGCGCCGCGUCGGCAGCGCCAUGGACGCGUGGCGGCGCCGCGGCGGCAGCGGCGCGCCCGUGCGCGUGCAGGACGAGGCCAAAUCGAUUGUGUUCGAAAUUUUGGUGAGGGCGCUGAUAGGGCUAGAAGCAGGCCAGGAAAUGCAGUUCCUCAAGCAACAAUUUCGAGAAUUCAUUACCGGUUUGAUAUCACUUCCAAUUAAGCUUCCAGGGACUCAGCUCUACAGAUCCCUCAAGGCUAAGAAAAGGAUGACAAAAUUGAUACAAAAGAUCAUCCAAGAGAAGAGGAACAAGAGGAGCAGCAUCGAAAGCGGGAUGUGUCCGCGUGACUUGAUCGACGUGCUGUUGAGCAACGGCAGCGACGAACUCACCGAUGAGCUCAUAUCUGACAACAUGAUCGACUUCAUGAUCCCCGCGGAGGACUCCGUGCCGGUGCUUAUCACGCUCGCCGUCAAGUACCUCAGCGAAUGCCCCCUGGCGCUGCAACAGCUGGAGGAGGAGAACAUGGAGCUGAAGAGGCGGAAAUCGGAGGCGGGAGAAGCCCUGAAAUGGACAGACUACAUGUCACUCACCUUCACGCAGCACGUGAUCACGGAGACGCUGCGGAUGGGCAACAUCAUCAACGGGAUCAUGCGGAAGGCGGUGCGGGACGUGGAGGUGAGGGGCCACCUCAUCCCCAAGGGCUGGCGCGUCCUUGUCUACUUCCGCGCCGUCCACCUCGACGCCGACGUCCACGACGAUCCCCACGCCUUCAACCCCUGGAGAUGGAAGGAGAGGACGGACCUGACCAUGAGCAGCGGCGGCUUCACCCCCUUCGGCGGCGGACAGAGGCUGUGCCCGGGGCUGGACCUGGCCAGGCUCGAGGCGUCCAUCUUUCUGCACCAUCUCAUCACCAGCUUCAGGUGGGUGGCUGAGGAGGACACCGUCGUCAACUUCCCCACGGUGCGGCUCAAGCGAGGGAUGCCAAUCGUCGUCACGCCCAGAACCUGAAACAACUUGCCCGGCUGGAAAGCCCCCAUCGUUGUCGUCGCCGCCGCCUCAUCCGUCCAGGAGUUUGAUUGACUACAAUAGUUUUAUUUUUCAAAGCAGAAAAAGAAAAUAAUGUAACGCGAUUAAAGAGAGGGGAGACAUACAUUUAAGGUAGGGGGACAAAAUAGGUAUAGCAAAGAAACCUUGGUGCCCAGUUGACUACUUACAUGAUUUUAGUGUUACACUUGCGGCUCCACGCCUGACGCCUCGCUAUGUGACCAAUCCGUUUGGACCAGGCAGUGAAGACUGAAUAGUGGCGCCAGAAUGCAAAUGAUAAUGAACAGUAACAAUGAGCAGUG